GAAAACAUCGUUAAAACAAGCAGCAACAGAAACAAUACAGCAGCAACACUGAAUACUUUCUCUAAAAUUCUAGCUUUUCCUACCUUGUUAAUUCCUCUUCCACCAACUUGGUCCAAAGUUCAAAAAUGUUUUGGUUCUGAAAGAAACGGAGUUUGGAACCGAAUAAUUGAUAAGUAAACAGCAAAAUCUGAGAACUUGAAGAAGCAGGAAUAAUGAAGGUUUUCGAGGUCAAUGGAAGCACUCUUGCUCUUUCCCUCUUCACCGAUGUCUCCAACUCCAAGGAUCUUCUUGAUUCCAUGCAAACUGGAACGCUGGAACCAGAAGUUGCUUUUCUCAAUGCUUCACUUAUCCCAGAUGUUUUCCCUGUGCUAGCAGCUGCGCACAAGUCCCUUAUAGCCAAGGCACGGGAUUCUCUGACAACACGUACUCUUCAUUCUGAGCUUGUUUACAAUUACUCCGGAUCUAAGCAUAUCACAGAAUCCUUAAAAAGAUGUGGCAUCUCGGAAUGUUCAACUUAUGUGCUUGCUGCUCGAUUCAAUGCUUCUCCUGAAGAGAUGAAGGCUGUAGAGAAACUUAUCAAUGGGAAAGAGAUUGACUUGGAGGAGUUGAGAGGAAGAGCAGACAAUGCCCAAAUACAAAAGCACUAUAAGAUAUCUGGGCUGGAACUGGGAAUAUCGUCACUUGCCGAUGCUAUUACAUGUCGGAUUGCUGCCCGUGAUGCCAUGUGAGAUGAUAGAGUUGCUAUCUGUUUAUUUCCACAUUUACUGUUAGAUUAGGUGUAGGUGUUUUGAAGAUUAACUGUAGAAUCUAAAAUGUGAGUUAUAUAUAGAUUUCAAUGGGAAGGAAAAAUAUUCCCUUUGGUCUGGCUCAUUCUAUUAGCUCCUGUGUUCGUGAAAAUUUUAUUUGGAAAGAAGGGAUCGUAUAUGUAUGCCAUUUUUUCCUAUUUUUUUUUAUUAUUUUGUUUUUUGGAGCA
Molecule: messenger RNA, 973 nt
Organism: Ziziphus jujuba (common jujube)
Lineage: Eukaryota; Viridiplantae; Streptophyta; Magnoliopsida; Rosales; Rhamnaceae
Exons: 6
Coding region: 213-728 (171 amino acids)
Biological process (GO): telomere maintenance via recombination; tRNA threonylcarbamoyladenosine modification
Cellular component (GO): nucleus; cytosol; EKC/KEOPS complex
Source: RefSeq, a predicted model, not a curated record